Urocitellus parryii (Arctic ground squirrel) is the source of this 5014-nucleotide messenger RNA. It is a transcript of the gene Fosl2, whose product is annotated as FOS like 2, AP-1 transcription factor subunit. Gene Ontology annotation, molecular function: RNA polymerase II cis-regulatory region sequence-specific DNA binding; DNA-binding transcription factor activity, RNA polymerase II-specific. Gene Ontology annotation, biological process: regulation of transcription by RNA polymerase II. The record is from RefSeq and is a predicted model, not a curated record. Gene Ontology annotation, cellular component: nucleus. Lineage: Eukaryota; Metazoa; Chordata; Mammalia; Rodentia; Sciuridae.
GUAGUGACUCAUCUCGGGCCGAGCGCAGGGGCUCCAAGCGAACCGGGGAGCGAGCAGCGCUCGGCAGGGACAGAGAGGGAGAGAGAGAGAGAGGGCGAGGCGCGGACGCGCGAGGCCGGCCGGUCCGGGAGCGGGCGCCGGGCAAGGGGUGCAGGUCGAGGCGCCGGAGCGGGACCACGUCCCCCUCAGCGCCGGCUCAGCUGGAACCCCACCGGYCGCAGUUCAGCGGGCGCGCUCCGGAGCGGGACGGGCGCACGCUGCUUUCUCCCUCCCAGUCAAGUGUCCGAGCCGCUCAGAAACUCAGGCAGCGAGUCGGCCACAGGAAGUUUAUUCUCGGGCUCAUUUUCUAAAAGGAGGAAACAGAAGUUUCUCCAAGCGAGCUGCCUUUCUUUUCGCCUUUUUUGCCCUGUCUGAUUUCGGGGGUCCCCGGAACUGACAGGCGAGGCUCAGCCGGUUCCUGUUCUUUAAUUUCCAAUUUUUCUUUGGGCCGCGGGUCCAGGCUGAGCUCCGGUAGAGCGCGGGGGCGGGAGGGCGCGCGCAGGGGAGGGACCGAGGGACGCGCCGACUUUUUAGAGGGAGGGACCGGGUGGACAACUGGUCCCGAGGCGCUCCCGGAGCAGGAAAGAAGUGCCGUGCUAGGCGCGCGGGGACACUUCCCGGGUGUCACCGCCUCCUGGUCCGCGCCGGCCGCCGUGGGGGAAAGGCAGGGAGCGAAGAUUAGAGCCCGCGGCGCGGCCGGCGGACCAGCGAGCACGCAGCAGCCUGUGCGCGGCCGCGGCGAGGGCGGGGAAGAAAAACACCCUGUUUCCUCUCCGGCCCCCACCGCGGAUCAUGUACCAGGAUUAUCCCGGGAACUUUGACACCUCGUCCCGGGGCAGCAGCGGCUCUCCUGCGCACGCCGAGUCCUACUCCAGCGGUGGCGGCGGCCAGCAGAAGUUCCGGGUAGAUAUGCCUGGCUCAGGCAGUGCCUUCAUCCCCACCAUCAACGCCAUCACCACCAGCCAGGACCUGCAGUGGAUGGUGCAGCCCACAGUGAUCACCUCCAUGUCCAGCCCCUACCAGCGCUCCCACCCCUACAGCCCGCUGCCUGGCCUAGGCUCUGUCCCCGCGCACAUGGCCCUCCCAAGACCUGGCGUGAUCAAGACCAUUGGCACCACCGUGGGCCGCAGGAGGAGAGAUGAGCAGCUGUCUCCUGAGGAGGAGGAGAAGCGUCGGAUCCGGAGGGAGAGGAACAAACUGGCCGCUGCCAAGUGCCGGAACCGCCGCCGGGAGCUGACGGAGAAGCUGCAGGCGGAGACAGAGGAGCUGGAGGAGGAGAAGUCAGGCCUGCAGAAGGAGAUCGCUGAGCUACAGAAGGAAAAGGAGAAGCUGGAGUUCAUGUUGGUGGCCCACGGCCCUGUGUGCAAGAUCAGCCCUGAGGAGCGCCGAUCGCCUCCAGCCCCCGGGCUGCAGCCCAUGCGCAGUGGGGGCAGUGCGGUGGGCGCUGUGGUAGUGAAACAGGAGCCCUUAGAAGAGGACAGCCCCUCGUCCUCCUCAGCAGGGCUGGACAAGGCCCAGCGCUCCGUCAUCAAGCCCAUCAGCAUCGCCGGGGGCUUCUAUGGGGAGGAGCCUCUGCACACCCCCAUCGUGGUGACCUCCACGCCUGCCAUCACUCCGGGCACCUCGAACCUCGUCUUCACCUACCCCAGUGUCCUGGAGCAGGAGUCGCCCGCGUCACCUUCCGAGUCCUGCUCCAAGGCUCACCGCAGAAGCAGUAGCAGCGGGGACCAGUCGUCAGACUCCUUGAACUCCCCCACUCUGCUGGCUCUGUAACCCUGUGCUCUCCUCCCCAGCUCUGGAGGGGUCCUCGGCACUGCCUCCUCCCAGGGACCAGCACCUUCAAGAGCUCCAGAGCCCUGAGGGCCAGAGGAAGCCCUGCUUCCGGGCUCUGGGGGACCCAGGUGGGACUUGGCAGUGAGGCUUUAGAAGACUCGGGUCGAUCCUUGUAAGCCAUGGGACCUCCUCCUUUGCUCGUCUUGCAGAGAAUUCUCCUCCUGGAAAGCCAAGGAGAGCUUGGUUUGGCAGACAGGACCUGUCUCUGGCUUCUGAAGAGCCUGGAGCUUCCCAGAUGGUCCCGCCCCUUUGUUACCUGUUGUCUCUGGAGCGAUGGUGUCCUCCCCACCCCACCAAGCAUGCUCAGUGCCUUUUGGUUCACCUUCCCUCGACGUGCCCCCUCCCUCCCACAGUGUCAGUCUCACUCCCUCUUGGUUUUUAUCAAAUUUGCCAUGACAUUUCAUCCGGGUAGUCUGGAUAUUAAAGCUCUUCAUUUCUGGAGGCGUGGCAGCAGGUGACUCUUCCACGGGGGUGACUUGUCCAGAAGGGGACAAAGUGCAAUACAGAACCUUCCCUCCAGGGGUACUCCCCAGUGCACCACUGCCUCCAGAUGCUCUCAAGCAGGGGCCAACCUCACUGGGAGUCUUGAAAGACCUUCCUCUGCACCCUCGGAGGUGGCUUGGGAUGACCGGCCUGACCAGAAGAGGGGGUGUGAGACAGCCAGGGCACCGGGGGGGGGGGGGGGUUUGCCAAACACCUAAUUAUCAGGCAAGGAGUAGUGCCGACAAAGCCACCUGGGUGUCCUAGCCAGCUUCCCUUCGCCUGGUGUCUUGAGCAGGGCGUCUCCUGUAAUUACUGCCUCACCAUUCUGCCCCUGGACCCUUCUCUCCAGACCAGGGAGGCGUCCCUCCCAGGAACCACACAUCACUCCAAGGCCCUGCUGGGCUACACCCUUCCCUGGCUCUUGGGGUGACGCCACCCACGGAGAUUUAAUGAGCGUGGGCCUGGACCCUCCCCAAGGGAGGCUCCUCUCCAAGCCUCAAAGGAUGGAAGAGCCAGGCAGGAAGGAGGAAGGCGGUCCCUGGGGGUGGUGUCUGCAACAGCAGCAGCUGCCACUGCCCCAGCGCCCAGCCUUCCCUGCUGUGGCCCUGCAGCAUAGGCCCUGUCUGCCCUCUGUGGUCAUCUGCCACCUGGUGGCUCCAGUGCUUUCUCUUUCAUGCUCCCCCUGCCCCAUCCCAGGGUGCUCUUCUGGCCCAGUUGACAAGCUGUGAGCAGCUGGCCCAUGAGCUUUUGCUUGGGGCUUGUGCGCCAUUUCUGGUUGUUGAAUCUUUCCAGCUGCUGAAAUUGGAGCUAGGAUGUGUUGCUUUCCACCACAGGAGAGCUGCCCCCUCCCACGGGUCCCCUGGCCUCCACCCCCUCAGCUUUUUCUCCCCAGAGCAUGUUGACACAUGUCCCUGGGAAGCGGCUUCUGGUCAGAACUGGCCUCUGUGGAGCUGGUACUCUGAGGGAGUCUCACUGUUGGUGACUCAGCUCCAGAGAGAUCAGUGUCCAUCCAUUCAAAACGAUGUCAAUGCUACUUAAAUCCAGUGGCAGUUACAUUUCUGAGUCCGACUCUGGAGAGAGCAGGAACAGCUUACAGACCUGUUCCUAUUAUACCUGAGGUCACAUGUGCUGGCCAUUAUUUAAUUCCACCCCCAACUCCCCCUUGAUGCACUAGACACGCAGGAUGGAAGAGACUUAGGCUGAAGAUAUGCGGCCCAGCAGGACCAGAAGGAAUGUACGCAGGGGUCAGCCACAGAGAGAGGAGAUGAAAAGAAAAGGAUUUUGUUCUAAACACUUUAAACGUGUUCUUUCCCAUGUUCCCUGGCAGUGACGCUGCGCUCUGGUUUCCUAGGGUCUUUGGGAAAGUGCUUCUAAGAAGAAAGGGCAGCUGGGUUUCUGGUCUUAGAUUAAUUAAUCAAAGAAGGAGGGCUAGCAGGCGAUGGCCGAGGAAGCUGGGUGCUCUCAGCUUGGAAAGGCUUCAUCAUCUCAACUGGUCUUGGGAGCCAAGUGGGAGCUGUUUGUGUCUUUGUGCAUAUAGAUAUUUCUUAAAUGGAGCUGCUUUUUGGUCUUUUAUUUCUAAAAUCCCCCUUUGGCCCCAGUCUGUAUAGCAUGGACCCCAACACCGGUCAUGGUCUGUGACUUGGAGCCACGCUGGACGUUCCUGAGCCAGAGUUUGGCUUCUGAUUUCAAGCUCUGCUGGCAUCAGAACCUGCGGGAGGCACGGCCCCAGGGACUUCAGAAGCCUAUGAGGUGUGACCUUCACGACUUUCUUGCUUUGUCUUUGGAGGUUGUUUGGCUUCCCCAAAGCCAGAGGUCUUUUGGGGAAGGCUGAACAUUCACUCCUGAGUCAUGAGCCUGUCCUAGGUCACUGCCUUCUGGCUUGCUCUCCAGGUUCACUCCUGCCCGCCACAUACACUCACACGCACUUGCUCUGGAACCACCAGACACCCAGCCUUUGCUCCCUCCAUGGCUCCAAACAAGGGGACAGCUGCAGCGGAGAUGCCUUUGUGCUCAGGAGAGGAACUGCUGGGCCUUCCCUUGUCUCCAGCCAGGAGGCAGCUGGUGUGGACCUGGGUGGGUCUGCAGGUGACUGGGAUGGCAUGUGAAGACACCCCUUGAUGGGUCAGUAUGAAACACACAGUCCUUGUGGCUGCCUGGUUGGCCUUUCUGGGAAUGGUCCUGCCCCUGGCUGGGUUGAUGGGGACAGUUGCUGACCUAGGAAAGAGGAGGUGGUAGGUGAAGCUUAGGGAAUUGCUGGAGCCAACUCCACGCUGAGAAGUCCCUGGGGAGGUUUUUCAGAAUGAGUGGAACGUUCUGUGUGGGAGGCCAGGUGGGCCCCUGAGGACAGUCGCACAGGCAUCUCGGAGCUGAGAGCGAUCAGAGCUGGCUGCUGCUUCUCUCUCCAGCUUUGGGGAGAAGAGUCUCCCUCUGCUCCUGGUGGACUCCAGUGAAAGUGGGAGACGAACUCUGGAGCAUUGGGCAGUUUUCUCCCGACCCACAAUGCACCUUGCUAUCUCGCCAUGUAACUUCCUUCCCCGAUCAGACAUCCGCAGGCCCCUUUAGGGACAGAAAGAAUAAAUACCUAUGUGCCAGGCACUGUUAGGCACUUUUCUAUUUAUCCUCUUUGAAACGAGGGCAACCCAAAUAAAGGGCCCCCAAA